AUGAAGCUGCCGCCACAUCGACCGGGUGUGGAUCAUGAAGUCAACCUGCAGCCUGACAAGAACGGCAACGAGCCACCCCUUCCAGGAUUCAUCCGAGCGAGUAGCUCAGCGGCUGCCGCGCCGGUGCUGUUCCGCGACCGAUACCCACUGCCCUUCAUCGCGGAGACCCUGCAGAAUCUGGCCAAGGCUAAGUGGUUCACCAAGUUGGACGUGGUGGCCGCUUUCCAUAAGAUCCGCAUGGCUCCGGGACAUGAGGAAAGAAUGCAUUUCGCACGAGCGUACCUGGAUGAUGUACUGAUCUACUCGAGCGGUUCGAAGGCGGAUCAUGAGGCUAAGGUGCGACGAGUUCUCCAAGCACUCGCCGACGCUGGGCUGCACCUAGACCCAGCGAAGUGCGAGUUUUCGGUACAAGAGGUCAAAUACCUUGGGUUCAUCGUCAACGCAGGGAAAGGAAUCGCCUGCGACCCCGAAAAGCAGCGCGCCAUCCGCGAAUGGGAGGCCCCGACCACGGUGAAGGGUGUCAGAAGCUUUCUGGGCUUCGCCAACUAUUACCGGAUCUUCAUCCCCGACUAUGCCAAGAUCACGCAGUCUCUGGAUGCCCUGCUUAAGAAAGGAACUGCCUUUCAUUGGGGACGAGCGGAGAACGAGGCGUUUCAGGAGCUGAAGCGACGAUUUUGCGAGUCACCGGUGCUCAAGCAGUGGGACCCGAGCCUCCCGACCUUUUUGGAGACGGAUUGCUCAGGCUACGCAUUGGGAGGCGUCCUGUCGCAGGAAGGCCCAGAUGGACGUCGACACGCAUGCGCCUUCUUCUCGAAGCGACUUUCGCCAGCGGAGUACAACUAUCCCAUUCACGACAAGGAGAUGCUUGCCAUCAUGAGAUGUCUCGACAACUGGAACGCCGAACUUAGGAGCUGCGGCCCAUUUACAAUCCUUACCGAUCACCGCAACCUGGAGUAUUUCAUGACACGCCAGAAGCUCACGGAACGGCAGAGCCGUUGGGCAGCCGAAUUGUCCCAGUUCGACUUCAAGCUCGAGUAUCGACCGGGAAGCGAGGCUGUCGUGCCUGAUGCGUUGUCCCGCCGUGAACAAGACAAGCCACAGGGCAUUGACGACGAGCGGGAACAAGGAAGAAUGAUACAGUUGAUACCGGAUAGUGCCAUUCCAUCAUCGACAAGAGCAUGUAUCAACGCGAUGAGUUCUGACUGUUCAGAGGCAUCCACCCUGCCGAAGAUGAAGGUCUUCGAGGUAGCGGACCUGCAGCAACUCUGGGACGAAACGGUGGCGAAGGACUCGAUAUUCCGGGCAGCCUAUAAGGCAGUCCGCGAUCGCGAGCGUGCCUUCCCGCCCUCGCUGGGCCUGAAGAUCCAGAUUUCAGAAUGUGCGAUCGACGCAGGCAAAAGGCUGACAUUCAGAGACCGUAUUUGGUCGCAUGACUCUGUUGCGACCGGUCAUCCCGGCAGGGAAGGUACGCUGGCUAUUGUGGCUCGGCGAUUCUACUGGCCUGGGCAGUCCCAGCUGGUUCGCCGUCGAAAGGGAUUUCUCAAGCCUCUGCCGAUUCCAGAUCGACCCCGAAGCCAUUUGUCCAUGGACUUCAUCACAGAUCUGCCGCCUACUGGACCGAGCAAGGCAAGGUACCUGUGGGUGAUUGUGGACAGACUGACAAAGGCUGUGACCCUCGAGUGUCAUUACCGAUUUCACGGAAUGCCACGGUCCAUCGUCAGCGACCGCGGGAGCAACUGGCUAAGUAGGUUCUGGAAGAGGUUCUGCCGUCUUGCAGGUGUCACGCAGAAAUUGAGCACGGCCUAUCAUCCUCAGACGGACGGAGGGCCAGAGAGAAUGAACCAGGAGAUCGAGGCCUACCUGAGAGCCUACGUGUCGUACGUGCAGGACGACUGGGAGAACUGCUCCUGCCGCGCAGCUGGCACUCAACAAUCGUGA
Molecule: messenger RNA, 1938 nt
Organism: Hirsutella rhossiliensis
Lineage: Eukaryota; Fungi; Ascomycota; Sordariomycetes; Hypocreales; Ophiocordycipitaceae
Product: reverse transcriptase (RNA-dependent DNA polymerase) domain-containing protein
Exons: 7
Coding region: 1-1938 (645 amino acids)
Biological process (GO): DNA integration
Molecular function (GO): nucleic acid binding
Source: RefSeq, a predicted model, not a curated record